GUAAGUAUGUAGGUGUUCGCGCCUUCCUAAAAGUCUGCUGAUUCCUUGAAGCAUUGUCGUUGCUAUUCAAAAGGCCAAGGGGUUGGAAAUACAGCGGCGUCAUUCACUCGACCGUGAAAUGACCUCACUCUCAACUAACGCGCGCACGAGACGGUUGUAGCUUGCCAAUUUGUCAUAGUACCUAACCUUAAUUGCAAUAAACCAUUUCAACCUUCUCCAAGUUUUUCUUUACCAUAAGAAAAGUGGCGACCGUGGACAGGACGAGUCAAAUUCCCUGGACAAAAAUAACUCAAGAGGAUCUUCGGCCACCGGCAUCGCAGCGCAAGCCGAUCAGCUAAGUGCCCUAGUCCUAGCCUAAUUUACCUACCUACCUAGUUCUUCUGUCUAGUAGUAAAGUAAAGUAGUUAAGUAUAGUUUUCAUUCUGUGCGCGCAAGAGUGGCAAUUCAUCUACGAGUACAAAGGAGUAUAGGUACGUACGUGCCUACCUACAAUUAUAUCCACUGGACCUCAGUUAGUGGCUAAAUCUAAUUAAAAACAAAAUACAAAUAAUAUACGGUUUAGAUUGUAGUUGCAACUAUCAAUAUAGGUACCUACAUAAGUAUCUGUAUAGAAGUUCAUUAAUACAAAACACAAAAUUAUGCAAUACAGUUCUUACUUACCUACAAGUACUACUUAAAUUAAUUAGAUUUCUAGAACUUAUAGUCAUAACUGAGAACUCACUAGCUAACAAAUAAUAGUUAAAAAAUUGCUUAUAAUAAAACUAAACUAAACUAAGUUUAUUAUAAAACUAAAAACUACCUGAGUAACUAAUAACUAUAAUAUUUACAAGAUGUUUAAUUUAAAUCUAUUAUCAAAAUAGGUUCCUUUUAAAUUUAAAGUUAAGCUUACUUCUAUCUAGACUAUUAAGUUAACGAAUUUGUUUGCGAAACACACUAUUAAUAUAACUCAAACGCACUUAUUUAGUACGAAAUACAUCACAAUUUCACGAAUUAUAUCACAAUUUCAGGUGCAGCGACAGCUGACAUUAUACCGACGACCCGGCCGGCCGAAGCGAUAAGGAACCGGUUUUUAAACAAAGGAGGAGCGUGAGCUACGUAUUGUUUUGCCUAGCUUCAAAUAGCGUAAUCGUUUUUUUUGCAAUUUUGUGAUUGAGUUUGCAUUUUAGAGUAUUUACAAUGUCUGAAGCGACUUUAAAGGAGCUGAACGUAAAACGAAGCUCAAUUAAAGGAAGAUUAACUAAAUUUCGAAAUUUUUUACAUAGUUUUGAGUCUAUAAAGUCCCCAAGUGAAGUAGAAAUGACAAAAUUAACGAUACAGUUAGGCAAAAUUGAGAGUUUAGGUAGCAUUUUUGACGAGUUGCAAAGUCAGAUUGAGGUUCUAAAUGCUUCUGAGAUGGACGAUGAGCUUGAGGAACGUGAUGCAAUUGAACUCGAGUUUGCCACCUUGGUUGCCACGGGUCAGCAGUAUCAGACAAGACAUAGUCGGGGAAACAACGUUACGGACGUUAACAGUUCUUCCUCUCAUUGUUGCCAAGAGCAAACGGGCAUAGGUUUCAAGCCUCCCACUAUACAGAUUGCAAAAUUUGAUGGUUCCUACUACAAGUGGCUCGAAUUUCGCGAUUUAUAUUGUUCUUUAGUUCACGAUAACAAACGAAUACCAACGCCCAUCAAAUUUUGCUAUCUUAAUUCGUAUGUGGAAGGUGAGGCUGCAAGAGUAAUUAGCAAUUUAGAAGUCACUGAAGCAAAUUACGAUAAGGCGUGGGAUCUAUUGCGUGAGCGGUACGACAAUAAGCGUUUACUUGUUAAGAGUCACCUGAAUGCACUGCUAAAUUUUGAAAUAAAGUCAAGCGAGACAGAUAAGGCUUUAAGACAAAUCGUUGAUACUCUAAAUAAAAAUUUACGUGCUCUAACCAGCUUAGGCGAACCAACCUCCUUUUGGGACACUAUCAUAGUUCACAUUGUUUCUUCUAAGCUUCCCAGCCAGACUAGCAUGAAGUGGGAAGAAUUUAGAAAUUCCAUUGAGGGAUCCCCUACGGUAGAACAAUUUAAUCAAUUCCUUAAAGACCGUGCCGAUGUUCUGGAAUCCUACAACCACUCGCGUACCACUAGUAAUUUGACUUCUGAUUUUAACGGCAAGAAAAGGCGAUCACAAUCCGUUAUGGCCGCCCGUGUAGUCACAGAUACUCAAGGCAAAUCUAAUGUAACGUGUGAUGCCUGUAAUGGAUCACACCGCAUAUAUGAUUGCGAAGUUUUCAAAAGCAAAUCAGUAGACCAACGACAGGCUCUAGUUAAUAGUUUGAAACUUUGCAGGAACUGUUUGCGCAGCGGGCACAGUGCAUAUUUUUGUCGAAGUGGGACUUGUCGCAAGUGUAAGGGACGACAUAACACGAUGGUGUGCAGUAAUAACCAAAAACCUGUUCCACAAACCAAUGUGGAAUCAACGUUCAGCAACUCAGCUAAGGCAUCUAACGAUCUUACAGUUAACGUUGCUAAGCAUGACAGAAAGGUAACGAUUUUGUCUACUGCCUUGGUAAAAGCGAUCAACCCAGCCAACGGCAAAUUCGUAGUAGCACGCGUAUUACUAGACUGCGGUGCGGAAUCUAGUUUUAUUUCAAAGGGCUUGCAACAAAGGUUAAAUUUAGAGUCUGUGCCUAUAAAACCCAUUAAUGUGAUAGGGAUCGGAAACUCAACUUCUUGCUCUGUUACAGAGAUGUGUACGUUCGAACUUAAAUCAUUAUUUAGUAACUAUUCAACUAAAUUAACUUGUCCAGUGCUAUCAAAAUUAACAGGAAAUAUUCCAAAAACCCUAAUAUACACAAACGAUUUACGAGUUCCUUCUGAUAUUCAGUUGGCUGACACUAGUUUUUACGAGCCGUCACCAAUAGACGUGCUGGUCGGCGCUGAUAUUUUUUGGCAAAUCGUAGGUACUGACCGACAAUCGUUAGGUACAAAUAAACCUUUUUUAAUAAGUUCAGAGUUCGGCUGGAUUUUGUCUGGCCCUAGUCAUUCAGGAACUCUUCCUAGUAAAAUCAAUUGCAAUUUUGAAGUCGGAAUUUCCCAUUCAGAUAACCUCGAAAAACUAUUGAACCGAUUUUGGGAACUGGAAGAAAUUUUACCCAGAAGUCUAUUAAGUGUCGAAGAGAAGUCUUGUGAAGAUCACUUCCAGACUCACACCUCACGUGAUUCUUCGGGCAGAUUCUGCGUUCGUUUACCUCUAAAAGAUUCCCCCAGCUCCUUAGGAAAUUCUUAUAUAAUCGCAAAAAAGAGAUUUUUAAAUUUAGAAAAACGUUUUAGAACACAACCACAGCUCAAAUCUCAGUACGUUGAAUUUAUUAACGAGUAUGUAAAGUUGAACCACUGUUCUGUUGUGAACAUACCCAGAUCGGAACCGUCCUAUUAUUUAAGCCACCAUCCAGUAUUUAGGCAACAAAGCGAAAGCACUAAAUUAAGAGUAGUAUUCGAUGGUUCUGCUUCCACAUCGUCAGGCAUCUCUAUCAAUGACUUGCAAUUCAUUGGACCACGAGUUCAGGAUACACUGUUUUCUAUUUUAUUGCGUUUCCGUCAACACAAAUACGUGUUGACAGGUGACAUAGAGAAAAUGUUUAGACAAAUAACUAUGCACGAAGACGAUCGUAAUCUUCAGCUCAUUUUAUGGCGAGACAACGAGUCAAAACCGCUAGAGAUAUUGAGACUCAAUACGGUAACUUACGGUUUCGCGAGCGCUAGUUACUUAAGCACAAAGUGUAUUUGGACAUUAGGAGAGGAAUGCGAGGAUGAAUUAAUAAAAAAGAUAAUUCAACACGAUUUCUAUAUGGAUGAUUUACUGACAGGAGCCGACUCCAUAUCAGAAUUACGUUAUAUUUUAGAUUCGGUUAUUUCUGUUUUACGUUCGGGUUGCUUUCCUUUAAGAAAAUUUAAAUCUAACGUCAUGUCAAUUUUUGAAAAUUCUUUAAUAAAUCCUCAAGAGACACUAACGCUAAGCGAAUCCACAAGCACUCUCGGUCUGCAAUGGAGGCCAUCCACCGACAGUUUAAGGGUUAUAAUGGAUUUUUCAAAAGACACUGACAAAGUAGUAACCAAGAGAGAAAUUUUAUCAAGCUCUUUCAAGGUGUUUGAUCCUCUAGGACUUAUUUGCCCAUGCACUAUUGGACCGAAGGUGCUUAUUCAAGAAUUGUGGCGUCGCGACAUUGGUUGGGAUGAGCCAGUGCCUUCGGACCUUCAGCGAGCUUGGGAAGACUUGCGAACAGAAUUGACAAAACUUGAAUCGUUGCAGGUCCCAAGGUUAGUUAUCUGUAGUUCUCCUAGUAGAAUAGAACUUCACUCAUUCUCUGAUGCGUCUAUUUCAGCUCACGGUGCCUGCCUAUAUCUCAGAUCUAUUAGUUGUGACGGGCAAAUAGAAGUCAAGUUACUAUGCGCGAAGUCUAAAGUUAAUCCUAAUAAACCUAUUACGAUUCCGCGUUUAGAGCUCUUGGGAGCUCUUUUGGCCGCUCGUUUAUCCAAGUCUGUGCUAGAGUCCCUGAGGUGCACUGUCGAUUGCUGCGUUCAUUGGAGCGAUUCCAGUGUUGUUUUGGGUUGGCUACUCACAAAUCCGAACAAAUUAAAAACAUUUGUCGCCAAUCGCGUUGUAGAAAUCUGCGAGACAACUCUGUCAUCGAAUUGGCGUCACGUGCCAACAGAUCAAAAUCCCGCAGACCUUAUCUCACGUGGCACCAAGGCUACCAACCUGCGAGCAUCAACUCUUUGGUGGUCAGGUCCAGAGUUUUUAACAAAAAUUGAUUCCGAAUGGCCCGUCCUGAACAAACAAUCAGAGUGCGAGUUGCCGGAAAUAAAAGCUCACACAACUCAAGUGUCAGAGGCGUUUGUUGAUUUCCAAAGAUUUUCUAACUUCAUGAGGCUCAAAAGAUCAUUUGCUUACUUAUUGCGUUUUGUUCAUAAUACGAGAUUUCCUAAAAGUAAAAGAAACGGUCCUCUGACAGUUGACGAGUUGAGCCUAGCAUUAAUUUAUCUUUGUAAAUUUGCUCAAAUCCAAUCGUUUUUCGAAGAAGUUAAUGCAUUAUCAAGUAAACGCGACAUCUCAGCAAAAAGUACCCUCCUAGCGCUUACGCCUUUCCUAGAUGAACAAAAUGUUAUGCGUGUUGGUGGUAGACUUGAAUGUUCAAAUUAUAGUUACGACAAGAAACAUCCUAUCUUACUGCAUUCAAGGCAUCAUUUGACAUACUUAAUAUUUCAAUACGAGCACUUUAAACAGAUGCAUGCAGGACCUCAACUAUUGCUAUACGUGGUUCGGAACUACGUGUGGCCUAUAGGCGGUCGAAACCUAGCGCGUCGUGUCGUGCGUAGCUGUAUAACGUGCAAGCGUCUCAAAGGAAAAACUGCAAUGCCAAUGAUGGGUCAUCUCCCAUCGCAACGCACCACACCAGCAUUUCCUUUUCAGACUUUAGGCGUGGAUUUCGGGGGCCCGUUCACCAUUUUGAAUAGAAAGGGUCGUGGGGCUAAAGCAUCCAAAUGUUAUUUGUGUCUGUUUAUUUGCUUCAGGUAUAAGUGCGUACACUUGGAAGCAGUGACGGAAUUGACUAAAGAGGCGUACAUAAUGACCUUACGUAGGCUAAUAGCCAGGCGUGGAAAACCUGGGGAGAUUUUUAGUGAUAAUGGCCGAAAUUUUAUCGCAGCAUCCAAAGAAAUAGCCAAUUUCUUAAAAGAGGCACCGAAUUUUCUCUCUGACUUUGCGGCUAUCGAGCAAAUAAAAUUUCACUUCAUUCCAGCUUACGCUCCUCACUUUGGAGGCCUAUGGGAAGCUGGUAUCAAGUCAGCUAAGCACCACAUAAAGCGCGUUAUGGGCAAUACCAAUUUAACGUAUGAGGAAUUGUCUACUUUGUUCGCACAGGUGGAAGCUAUUCUUAAUAGCCGCCCUCUGUGUCCUAUCUCUUCUUCCCCUAACGACUAUCAAUCCCUUACCCCAGGGCACUUCCUGAUCGGUAGACCGCUGACAUCGCUAGCGGAACCAACGUUGGAGAUGGACAACCCUUCUCGCCUGCAACGUUACGCACGCAUCGAGCUAGCCCGUCAGCAUUUUUGGAAACGGUGGCAAAACGAAUAUAUCUCCGAGUUGCAGCACCGCUCCAAGUGGCGCACUCACGGCGGAGAAAAACUUCAAGUGGGAGACCUGGUGCUUCUUCGAGAAGAAAACUGUCCCCCUCUUCACUGGCGAAUGGGACGAGUGAAACAGUUGUUUCCCGGCGUCGAUGGCGUAUCCAGAGUAGCCGACAUCACCACGCAGAAAGGAGACGUACGAAGGGCUCUCACGAAGCUGUGCCCUCUACUGUGUCAAGAAACACUGUAAUACCGGAAGUAUUCCAGGGGGGGAGUUUAUGUUCGCGCCUUCCUAAAAGUCUGCUGAUUCCUUGAAGCAUUGUCGUUGCUAUUCAAAAGGCCAAGGGGUUGGAAAUACAGCGGCGUCAUUCACUCGACCGUGAAAUGACCUCACUCUCAACUAACGCGCGCACGAGACGGUUGUAGCUUGCCAAUUUGUCAUAGUACCUAACCUUAAUUGCAAUAAACCAUUUCAACCUUC
This is a messenger RNA of Bicyclus anynana (squinting bush brown), 6570 nucleotides long. RefSeq lists its product as uncharacterized. The coding region runs from base 1177 to 6339 and encodes 1720 amino acids. Gene Ontology annotation, biological process: proteolysis; DNA integration. The record is from RefSeq and is a predicted model, not a curated record. Gene Ontology annotation, molecular function: aspartic-type endopeptidase activity; nucleic acid binding. Lineage: Eukaryota; Metazoa; Arthropoda; Insecta; Lepidoptera; Nymphalidae. The transcript has a single exon.